GCGUUUUCUGAGGGCUGUGCUGCUGGUGGGAAAAUAUUCCCGCUGAUGGCCGAGAAUGCAGAGAUUGAGCCUAAGGUGAAAAGACUAUCCGAGGGAGGGGAAGCGGAGGCUAAUAUGAUUCCGGUUGAGUUUCAAUCUUUACAGUUGGAUGACGUGAAGUUCAACUACCCAGCUAGGCCAACACUGCAGGUGCUCAAGGGUGUCUCUCUGGAGAUCAAGCGUGGCCAGAAAGUGGCCUUCGUCGGUGAGUCUGGCUCGGGAAAGUCUACUUUGGUUCAGCUCAUCGAACGGUUUUAUGAUCCUGCUGAGGGAAAAGUGCUUGUCAAUGGAGUUGAUAUUAAAAGUAUGCCCGUGCAUGAGCAUCGUGCUCUGUUCGGUUAUGUCGGCCAAGAACCGUUCUUGUUUGCUGAUA
This is a messenger RNA of Perkinsus marinus ATCC 50983, 412 nucleotides long. Its product is annotated as multidrug resistance protein, putative. The record is from RefSeq and is a predicted model, not a curated record. Gene Ontology annotation, molecular function: ATP hydrolysis activity; ATP binding; ATPase-coupled transmembrane transporter activity. Gene Ontology annotation, cellular component: membrane. Gene Ontology annotation, biological process: transmembrane transport. The annotation marks the transcript as partial. The transcript has 3 exons. Lineage: Eukaryota; Perkinsozoa; Perkinsida; Perkinsidae.